AAAGAGCCUGUUGUUACGAGCCGGUCCAGGUUGGGUCAUGGCGGCACCCAGGCCUCAAGCUGGUGUGUGGAGCCGAGAUGUUGAGUUUUCUGUCCGCUCGACAGUCGGGUUUGGAGGACCCUCUUCGCUUGCGGAGAGCGCAGUCCACACGGAGGGUCCUGGCACUGGAACUAAACAAAGACAGAGAUGUUGAAAGAAUCCAUUGCAGUGGAGUUAACAGUCUUGACAUUGAGCCUGUUGAAGGAAGAUACAUGUUAUCGGGUGGUUCAGAUGGUGUGAUUGUACUCUAUGACCUUGAGAACUCCAGCAGACAACCCUAUUACACAUGUAAAGCAGUGUGUUCCAUUGGCAGAAGCCAUCCCGAUGUCCACAAAUACAGCGUGGAGACUGUUCAGUGGUACCCUCAUGACACAGGCAUGUUCACAUCCAGCUCAUUCGAUAAAACUCUGAAAGUGUGGGAUACAAAUACAUUGCAGGCUGCCGAUGUGUUUAAUUUUGAAGAAACAGUUUAUAGUCAUCACAUGUCUCCAGUGGCCACCAAGCACUGUCUGGUAGCAGUUGGUACUAGAGGACCCAAGGUACAACUUUGUGAUUUAAAGUCUGGAUCCUGUUCUCACAUUCUCCAGGGUCAUAGACAGGAAAUACUGGCAGUUUCUUGGUCACCACGCUAUGACUAUAUCUUGGCAACAGCCAGUGCUGACAGUAGAGUGAAAUUAUGGGAUGUGAGAAGAGCAUCAGGAUGUUUGCUCACUCUUGAUCAGCAUAAUGGGAAGAAGUCACAGGCUGUUGAAUCAGCAAAUACUGCUCACAAUGGGAAAGUUAAUGGCUUAUGUUUUACAAGUGAUGGACUUCACCUGCUCACUGUUGGCACAGACAACCGAAUGAGGCUCUGGAAUAGCUCCAAUGGGGAAAACACACUGGUGAACUAUGGGAAAGUUUGUAAUGACAGUAGGAAAGGACUGAAAUUCACAGUCUCCUGUGGCUGCAGCUCAGAAUUUGUUUUUGUUCCAUACGGUAGCACCAUCGCUGUUUAUGCAGUUCACUCAGGAGAGCAGCUCACUAUGCUCAAGGGGCACUAUAAAAGUGUCGACUGCUGUGUGUUUCAGUCUAAUUUCCAGGAACUUUAUAGUGGUAGCAGGGAUUGCAAUAUUCUUGCUUGGGUACCAUCUUUGUAUGAACCAAUUCCUGAUGAUGAUGAUGAGGCUACAACUAAAUCCCAGUUGAAUCCAGCAUUUGAGGAUGCCUGGAGCAGCAGUGAUGAGGAAGGGUGACUGUCAGCCAGCCUUUGCUCCUUGUCCAUCGGACUAGUACAUCAGCAGUGUUGGGGUGGGAUUGGGCUUAUGACUGUUCUUCUGGUUGUUGUUGUUGUUUUUGAGACAAAGUCUCACUGUGUAGCCCUGGCUAACCUGAAACCAGCCUCAAACUCUCUGUCUAGCCCAGACUAGGCUCAAACUUGCAGCCAUUCUCCUGCCUCUGCUUCCCAAGUGUUGGGAUUUGAGGUGUGUACCACAUUGCCUCUCGUGUGUGUGUGUGUGUGUGUGUGUGUGUGUGUGUG
Molecule: messenger RNA, 1555 nt
Organism: Mesocricetus auratus (golden hamster)
Lineage: Eukaryota; Metazoa; Chordata; Mammalia; Rodentia; Cricetidae
Gene: Ercc8
Product: ERCC excision repair 8, CSA ubiquitin ligase complex subunit
Exons: 12
Coding region: 78-1271 (397 amino acids)
Biological process (GO): transcription-coupled nucleotide-excision repair; protein polyubiquitination; proteasome-mediated ubiquitin-dependent protein catabolic process
Cellular component (GO): nucleotide-excision repair complex; Cul4A-RING E3 ubiquitin ligase complex
Molecular function (GO): protein binding
Source: RefSeq, a predicted model, not a curated record